Daldinia vernicosa is the source of this 484-nucleotide messenger RNA. RefSeq lists its product as uncharacterized. NCBI's taxonomy places the organism in Eukaryota, Fungi, Ascomycota, Sordariomycetes, Xylariales, Hypoxylaceae. Bases 56 to 484 code for a protein of 142 amino acids. The transcript has 4 exons. The record is from RefSeq and is a predicted model, not a curated record.
UGUGAAAAGAUCACCGAAACAACCAAAUACGUAACGAGGCUAUAUUGCAAACACGAUGAAGUCCUUCAUUGCCAUCACCGCGGUGGUACUUGGAGCUGCUGCUCGAGUAGCCAAUGCUCAAGGCUUCGUCUCCAACUGCACCUGGCAGACUGGCUUCAUGUCAGACAAUUUCCUCGGAAUGUAUUGCAACAACAACAACUGGGCAGAGUAUAGCUACGAUUGGACUUGGCUCGACACCAACGUCUGCCUAACCAACUACGGUGGCAAGCUCUACCCCUACGUCAGUGGAGGCUACUGGUCAACCUGCGGCAACUGCGCGGUUCGCGGGAGCAACGUCGACUUCAUCCUGACCUGUGACUGCCUCAAUGGGCAAGGCCGUUUCGCCUCUUCCACCUACGAUCUCAAUCGGUUUAUCUGGAAUCACGACGGCGCUCUGGGCUGCUUCAACUACAUCGGAAACAAGACAGAGAGGGGUCCAUUCUAG